AUGGCUGCACAACAACAAGAACUAGAUGAGAAGAACCCAUUCUAUGAGUUAGUAGUCAUUUGUAGUACUUCUGGUCAAUUUGACCAAACCGUAAAUUCGUUCAAAGAUAUUAUAAAAAAGUCUAAGUUAGUAUGUAUAAAAGACUCUGAGUUGUUAGAUUGGAUAAAGAAGUACCAAAGAAGAGUUUUGAAGUACAAUGCUAUAAAUGAGUAUGUCAAUUCGAAGUUUAAAGACCCAAAUGAGGAAAUGCAGAGAAUAUUAGAGAAGAAACACUUCAGAAACAAACAGAAAGAGAUAGAAUACAUUUCGAAGAAAUUGCAAUCUUACGAUUGGAAGACUUACCCUCACAGAUGUCUUCUUAUCUUAGAUGACUUUGCUUCUCAUCCUUUGUUAAAGAACAGAGAACAAGACAUGUGUCGAAUUCUUAAGAAGCUCAGACACUUUAACAUCUCAGUUGUCAUUUGUGUACAGACAGCAAAGAGUUUAAGUAAGGAUGUUAAAAGAAUACUUACUGAUAUCAUACUUUUCCCUGGAUUGUCCGAAGACGAUUUCAUGGAACUUAUGAAAGAGUCCAUGGCAGGUAAGUUUGACAGACAUGAACUAUGGGAGAAGUACAAAGUCAUACAAGACCCUCAUACUUCUUUCAGAAUUCACAUCUACGCGAACAAAGUUCAAAUUGUAAAAAGUCAAGCUUGA
Molecule: messenger RNA, 696 nt
Organism: Trichomonas vaginalis G3
Lineage: Eukaryota; Parabasalia; Trichomonadida; Trichomonadidae
Product: protein of unknown function, DUF4106 family
Exons: 1
Coding region: 1-696 (231 amino acids)
Source: RefSeq, a predicted model, not a curated record